AUGACUAAAUUCUCGAAUUUCUUUCGUGACGUCGGCGGAUCCAUCACUGGCGCUUUCUACCACAAGGGUGCCAAACGCAGCCGCAAAUCUAACCAAAUCCCUCGCCCAGACACUCCUCCCAGCUAUGAAAAUCUUUUCGGACCACUAACACAGCUUUCAACAGGCUUGGACGAAACUGCAGAGCAUGAAGCCUUCUUGAUGCGAAUGGCACGCGAUCCAUCAAUCCUUGAACACAGUUCAGACUCUGAUGAAGAUUUCCCACAAGACACAUUGUUGGACCGAAUGGCACACGACCCAUCGACCAGAGAACGCCGUGUACGCUCGAACCAAAUCACAAACCAUGUUCCUGUCGUUUCUCGCAUCUACUCAAUGUCACCACAGGUAAUCAUUCCUGUUUCACGAGCUGAGGUAGAGCCGCGCGAAGCCAUUCCUCCACCAUAUGACCAUAGUGACAACUUGGUUAUUCCAGAGCCACAAGUUGAUACUGCUGAGCCAUUUCUACAUCUUGUCGAGGAAGCUAUCGCAGCUUCAUCUCCCCAAGCCAGAGUAGUUACUCCUGAGCAAGAAAUCACUCGUCAGGAAAACUCAAUUGCUGCCAAUUCCGGCCAUCAAUCAAGAGGUGAUACUCAUCGUUCAUCCCAAGGUCGCUGUAUGAGCUCGAAUAACACCGAAGAUACCCAGUUACCGUCAAGAGUCGUCAGUAACCCAGAGCCACGCGCCUCAGUAUCCAGGCUUCCAGUUGCAAUUAGAUCCACCUCAUUGCAAGAUAAAUCCACUGUUCCUAGUCACCCAAGCUCGCGACCAAAACUUUCUGAAUCACGCCGCGUUGGAGGUCAAUCAGCUGCUUGUGAACAUGGUCAGUCGUCUUCCGUAGAGCCAAGAGCUGUAAGUGCUCCUCAACCAGCCACACAAUCAUCUACUUCAGUUGCUGUUAGACAAUCUUCAACGCAACCAAGAAGUGCCCUGGAUUAUGGAGAUAUCAUUCAACGUCAUGCGCGUGUAUCGGAUCAUCAUACUAGCUUGGUAAGAUCCACAGAAGAUACAGCACAGCAACUGCCAAUGCCUAGACAGCGACCACAUCCUGUUGUUGAUCAAGAUGAGUCGGAUGAAUUGACAGGGGAAGAAAAUCCUGUUGAAAUUCAAGAUUUCCUGGCUCGCGAUCGAUCCGGCUCUAGUGAUGGCAACCAAAAUUCUCAGGGAGCUUCAUCUUCAGGAGAUCUUACUACUUUGAGAUCACAACAUGAAUCUCAUCGGGAUACCGCAUCUGGUACUCAAGUUGCUCAUCAGCGAAGCGCACGCAGCAAUGAAGCCGCCUCAAGAACUGAAGGUGGCAACCAAUCAUCGAAUAGUCACCGUCACGAAAACAGCGAUUGCGAUGGAUCCAAUACUAGAUCAAGACACGCACCUGCUAAUUCUAACAGAUCCGGAAGCUCGAAUGUCGGAACGAAUGCACAGACUAGAGAGACCACUCCGAACUUGUCUAGGCCUAGCUCUUCUGAAACUUUAAGACCUCAGCCUGAGCAACGCGAUCCCGUCCACCCAGAAAUCACUUCUCCCUUGUUGAUCGCAGAGCUUCACCAUGGUCGAGCCAACGGCGCAACUAGGCCACCAGUUAUUGGCCAACAUCUUGCUGAGCGACUUGACGCUGCACGAGCUGCACGUGGUCUACCUAGGUCGCCACGUAUGUGGGAUAUCCCUACACCAAAUGAUGAAAUCAACAAUCCCAUUCAUCCAGCCGACUUCCGCGAAAAUGGAUACCAUCCAACUAAUAGGGACCCAGACUUGCGCGAGGGACGUCCACCAGCUCGGGCAAACAGCACAGUCCAUGGCGACCACAGACAACGCCGUGCGAGAAAUCAAGGCGCUGUUGAUAGUAUGCGCAGUCGAGAGAUGGAACUUGAUCGAGAGCUCCAAGAGAUCCGUGAGCAGGAGAGACAGAGAGCCAGCCGAGAGGUUGAGGAGAGAAGACAAGAAGAGCGAGAGAGACGACACAGAGAGAGAGCGCGCAGAGCAAGAGAGAAGAGAGAGCGCCAACAGAGAGAAAGAGAGGAUUUAGAGAGAAAGAGAUCAGAGGCCGUUGAUAGUAUCCUCCAACCAAUCCACAUCGAUCGUUGUUUCUGUCUUGAGAAAUUCGGAGAUGGUGGCUCGCCGCAUGAGCGUGUAAAGCUGGCGCAGUGUACACACGUCUUUGGAAGAAGUUGCAUCAAGAAGUGGUUGAUGAAAAGUGAUACCUGCCCACAAUGCGUGGCUGCGCAUGCUGCUCUGAGUGCUUUGUCGCAACAGGCACGAGAAUUGAGUAUCCGUCAAGAGGACUGGUAA
Molecule: messenger RNA, 2319 nt
Organism: Botrytis fragariae
Lineage: Eukaryota; Fungi; Ascomycota; Leotiomycetes; Helotiales; Sclerotiniaceae
Exons: 1
Coding region: 1-2319 (772 amino acids)
Source: RefSeq, a predicted model, not a curated record